GACCGGGUGAAGGUGCCUUCGGAUGCCCGUCCGUCGGCCCGUGCACGUGCGGGGCUGCGCAAGGGGCUGCGCGGGCGCGGGCGAGAGCGAGAGCGAGAGCGAGCGAGCCUCUCGACCUGCAGCCGAGGGGGAAAGCCGAGACGGGGCGACUCCUCCCGGCGCAGGUGCCGGCUGGCGGGGCAAGGAAGAGAAGGCGGACUUCCGGAGGCGGGAGGAGCCCAGCAGCCGCCGGUGAGCGCGGCGCGCAGGGGCUGGCCUGGUUGCCGGCCUUCUCUGCCUGCCUGCCUGCGCCCGCUGUGCCGAUGGCGGCGGGGCUGAGCUCGCUGGAGGCCGUGCGGAGAAAGAUCCGGAGCCUGCAAGAGCAGGCGGACGGCGCCGAGGAGCGGGCCGGACGGCUCCAGCGGGAGCUUGACGAGGAGCGGGCGCUGCGCGAGCAGGCUGAGAGCGAAGUGGCUUCUCUGAACAGGCGCAUCCAACUGGUAGAGGAAGAGCUCGAUCGUGCCCAGGAGCGCCUGUCGACAGCCCUGCAGAAACUGGAGGAGGCCGAGAAGGCAGCAGAUGAGAGCGAAAGAGGAAUGAAGGUCAUUGAAAGCAGAGCCCAGAAGGAUGAAGAGAAGAUGGAGAUCCUGGAGAUCCAACUUAAAGAGGCGAAACACAUUGCGGAGGAUGCCGACCGCAAGUAUGAGGAGGUGGCUCGUAAGCUGGUCAUCAUUGAGAGCGACUUGGAGCGUGCUGAGGAGAGGGCCGAACUUUCAGAAAGCCAAGUCCGACAGCUGGAGGAACAGUUAAGGAUAACGGAUCAAACGUUGAAAGCGUUAAUGGCUGCCGAGGAGAAGUACUCUCAGAAGGAAGACAAGUAUGAAGAGGAGAUCAAGGUCCUUACUGACAAACUGAAAGAGGCUGAGACCCGAGCUGAAUUUGCAGAGAGGUCAGUAACCAAGCUGGAGAAGAGCAUUGAUGACUUAGAAGAGAAAGUGGCACAUGCCAAAGAAGAGAACCUCAAUAUGCACCAGAUGCUGGAUCAAACUUUACUGGAGUUAAACAACAUGUGAAAACCUUCUUAGCUGCAUCCAUGCCACUGUCAGUUUUGUUUCGGGUUUUUUUAAAUACCUGCUUGCCAUGAAACCCUCUGAAAUGUGUCUUUAUUUUUUUUUAAUUUUCUUCCCAUGUUGCCACACACAGUUUCAUCUGCUAACCCCAGGCACGGAAUCAGGGAAAAUGUCGAGAGACUAGGAAGCUAUGGAUAGGUUAGGCUUUGUCAUAUACCCAUGGUUCUUCUGUGCCAUAUUCCUGGCCCUAAUGUUGCCUACGUUUUGUAUGGAGUUCAAUAAUGCAAACCGUGUGCAGCCUUUGUUGCAGGUGGAAAGGCACUCUCCCACCUGUGCUGCCAACUCAGAUAUUAAACAGAGAUUAACUCAGGAGAGGAGCAAGGAAUUGAGUGUUUGACUGACAUUCCGUGAAACAAAAGGUACUUGUGUGGUCCUUUGACUGGUAUUUGUAAAAACUGUAGAUACUCCUGCUCAGUAAUUUGAUUUCUUUAGGGGUGUCUCAAGCUGAAAAGGUUUGCCUUUCUAAUUUGAGAAUGGAACAGACCUGUAGGCCCCAUUUUAAACUAUUUAACACCCAAGCUGAGAAUCAUGUGCAAUUUAUGGCUCACCACAAAUUGUUGGGCAGCAUUUUGGUCUGCAAAAAGUCCUUCCAUGGCUGUGCUUAGGAUCCACUCUGCUGGGGAACAAACCAGACAUUUUACAUCAAUGAAUUCCAGUUGUGUUCUGUUUUUGUCUGAAGCUCAAGGGAAUCAAAUAAAUUUGGUAUUUGCCACAUGUUUGUUUGACACACUUUUUUUGUUUUGUUUUGAGCAAUUUUUAAAGAAACAUAUCUAUGUAAACAUUGUAUAAUUGAUAAUGGAAUAAAAACACGCACUCUAGGACAUUUUUUUAAAA
This is a messenger RNA of Rhineura floridana, 1943 nucleotides long. It is a transcript of the gene TPM1, whose product is annotated as tropomyosin 1. Gene Ontology annotation, biological process: actin filament organization; cardiac muscle contraction. The coding region runs from base 303 to 1052 and encodes 249 amino acids. Gene Ontology annotation, molecular function: actin filament binding. Gene Ontology annotation, cellular component: actin filament. The transcript is spliced from 8 exons. The record is from RefSeq and is a predicted model, not a curated record. Lineage: Eukaryota; Metazoa; Chordata; Lepidosauria; Squamata; Rhineuridae.